UAUAUGCUGACAGAACAGGAAGGCAGUCGCACGGACCAUCCACAACUCUCUCUCUCUCUCUCUGCGCCGCCGCACGCGGCCUUCAACUGCCGCGCUCUCUCCGACCCAAGUUAGCGAACGCACUCCGACUGACCACCUACGGGCGCACAGACGACGACGCUCGGCCUCUUCGGGAUGAGCUCCUCCGAGAAUCUGUCUCCCUCGCGCUUGUCGCUCGCGCUCCUGCUUCUGCUGUCCUGCGCUUCCGCGCCGUGCGCCGUCGCGCAGACGCCCAGCGGCACGCCGACCGACAGCCAGAACCCGUACAGCUACACCCGCUUCAGCCCCUCCAUGGCGGUCAUCAUCGUCGUCCUCAUCGCCGCCCUCUUCUUCAUGGCCUUCUUCUCCAUCUACAUCCGCCACUGCGCCGACGCCAACUCCGCCAGCAUCCGCCUCGGCGUGCCGGCCGGGACUGGCCGGUCGCGCCGCGGCGGGGCCUCCCGUGGCCUCGACCCGGCCGUCAUCGAGACCUUCCCGACGCUCGUGUACUCCGACGUGAAGGGCCUCAAGAUCGGGAAGGGCGCGCUGGAGUGCGCGGUGUGCUUGAACGAGUUCGAGGACGACGAGACGCUCCGGCUGAUCCCGAAGUGCGAUCACGUGUUCCACCCGCAAUGCGUCGACGCGUGGCUGGCCUCUCACGUGACCUGCCCGGUGUGUCGCGCGAACCUGGUGCCUCAGCCCGGCGAGACUCCGUUCGAGCUCCCUGAGUUGACUCACGAGUCGGAGCACGCCGGAGAGGACGAGGAGAAUCGAAAUCGGGAUGGGGAUGGGGAUUUGGAGCGAGCGAUUGCGACGUUGGAGCGCGAAGACGAUGAAGUUGAAGUCGCCGUGGACCACCAAGCGGCUGAGCCACCACCUGAAGUGGUAGAUCUGAACAAGACGCUAAAUCGGAACCGUACACGCGGAGGGUCGCGAUCGAGCAGGAUGGCGCGGAGGCUCUUGUUCCCGAGGUCCCACUCGACCGGGCAUUCGCUGGUCCAACCGGGGGAGGACACGGAGCGGUUCACGCUCAGGUUGCCGGCCGAGGUGAGGAAGCAGAUUGUGAACCGGCAGCAGCUGAGCCGGGCGAUGAGCAUGGUGGUGUUGCCCAGGGAAGGCAGCUCGCGCAGAGGUUAUCGGGCCGGUGCCGGAGAAGGGAGCAGUAGGUUCGGCAGGUACUUCGGCGUCCAGCGGCUGGACCGGUCCGAGCGCGGAGCUAAGUCGGACCGAUGGUUCUUCGGGAGAGUCCCGCCGAUGUUCUCGAGAGCACCAUCGUUGAGGUCGCCGAGGGUGGCGGCAGCCCAUGACGACGGAGGAAGCUUGGGUUCCCAGCAGGGUGGGACGGAGGCGGCUACAUCGAACGGUGCACCGCCUCGCCCGCCGGUUUAAUUGCCGCUAAGCUCCAUUCUUUUUUCCUCCACCGUAGCUGGCAUCGUUCACGGCUUUCUCAACUUGUAAAAUGCCGAUUCUUUAGUUUUGUUUUUCUUUUUUUCCUUUUUCAUGUACUUUAGUUUCCUUUUUUUUUUUUUUGUCUCUACAUGGGGCCCGUGAGUCUGGGGCAUGGCCAACAGCCAAGUUAAUGAAAAGCAGACUGGGGUUUCUGUCAUGAGCAUGUGACAUUCGUACAGUUUGAGCUUGAGCCUAAGCUAAGCUUGAGCUAGUCUGGUUUUCGAGUAACAACCUUUUUAUGGUUUGGUUAU
Messenger RNA from Rhodamnia argentea, 1718 nucleotides. Its product is annotated as E3 ubiquitin-protein ligase ATL6-like. Lineage: Eukaryota; Viridiplantae; Streptophyta; Magnoliopsida; Myrtales; Myrtaceae. The record is from RefSeq and is a predicted model, not a curated record. Bases 175 to 1407 code for a protein of 410 amino acids. The transcript has a single exon.